Miscanthus lutarioriparius is the source of this 453-nucleotide messenger RNA. The record is from the annotation of a GenBank genome assembly. NCBI's taxonomy places the organism in Eukaryota, Viridiplantae, Streptophyta, Magnoliopsida, Poales, Poaceae.
AUGAACUGCCGGUCAUUCCACUCUGGUGGCUGCGUUGGUGUUCUCCCUUCCCCACCACCUCCACCUGCCCGCACCUACUCAUCCCCGGAGCCCAAGACACCCAAGCAGCAGCCAUGCCAUGGUGGCAAGCGAAGCCGGCCUGUUUCCAUAAGCCCCUCCACAUCUCCUCCCACCCAUUCUGAGCUGUGGGCGGGCCCAGCAUUCUCCAACUCACCACCACCCAGUUCGCUUCCCAUCCCCAAAUUCUCCCUCCGCCGGAAACGCAGCAUCUCUCUCGAGCUGCCACCAGUUGAGCGCUCUGAUGAUGUGGAGGUCAGACUGCAUGCUAAAUCAGCACCUUCAUCCCCGGUUGAGGGAUCAGGGUAUGACUUCUUCAAUGAUGAUGCAAUUGCUAGUGCUAUAGCAACGGAGAAUCUGAGGAGGAUUCUCCAGUUGGAUAUCACUGAUCAUUGA